Cordyceps militaris CM01 is the source of this 1785-nucleotide messenger RNA. RefSeq lists its product as uncharacterized. The transcript is spliced from 3 exons. Lineage: Eukaryota; Fungi; Ascomycota; Sordariomycetes; Hypocreales; Cordycipitaceae. The record is from RefSeq and is a predicted model, not a curated record. Bases 1 to 1785 code for a protein of 594 amino acids.
AUGCCAUCCAAGCGGACAGCCGUCGCUGCCGCCGCGGCGCUGCUCUCCAUGGGGGGCGCCGUGGCCGACCAGCCCAUCUAUACCGUCAAGUCGGCGUACGCAGCCGUGGCCAACGAGACGAACGGGCUCCCGCAGCAGCGAUUCCGAUCGAGCGACAUCAUCGCCCCUGUGCUGCAGGUCAACACGUGGGACAAGACGCAGACGGACGACUCAUCAUACCUGUUCCUCAGCGGCGCGUACGGGCGGCACAAGGCGGCGCCGAUGAUCCUCAGCGGCAAGGACCUCAGUCUCGUCUACGCCGACCAGCAGUACGACGAGGUGUACGCGUCGUCGGUGCAGACGCUCAACGGCACCCAGUAUCUCACGUUUUGGGAGGGCCCGCGGCGCGGCGGCAACAGUAGUCGCGCGGAUGGGCACUGGCUCAUGUACGACGGCACAUAUGCGCUCCAGUUCAACUUGACGGCCAGGGGCUCGGGGGCGAUCCGCGACGACAUGCCCGCCAUGCGCGUCACGCGCGACAAUACGGUCCUGCUGCCGCUGUACGAGACGGUGACGGCCGACUGCUCGGCUGUGGGAGGGCCGGUCGACGCGCCGCUGCAGGACAGCGGCUUCCAGGAGAUGGACCCGGCAACGAACAAGGUCGUUUUUGAGUGGCGCGCACGCGAGCACUUUGACCUGAACGCUUCGUUUGCCCAGUACGACGCGGCGUUUGGCGUCGGCUCCCCGGGCGGAUUCGACUUUUUCCACCUCGACUCGGUCGAAAAGGCGGACAAUGGACACUACCUCGUCUCCAGCAGCCACUUUUCCAUGCUCGCCAUGGUCGACGGCCAGGACGGGCACGUGCUGUGGACACUCGGCGGCAAGCACAGCGACUUCCGCGACGUCUACGACGGCGGCAACGCGACCGACUUUGCCUGGCAGCGCGACGUCCGGAUGACGGGGCCCGACGAAAUCACCCUCUUUGACAACCACGUGCGCUCGACCGACCACUGCCGCGGACCCUGCCACUCCAGAGGCUUGCGCCUGCGGCUCGACCACGCCGCCAGGACGGUCGCGCUGGUCGCCGAGUGGCGGCACCCCGACGACGGCGGCGGCGGCGUCGACGCGGGCCGCAUGGGCGGCGUGCAGCUGCUCGGCGACGGGCACGCCGUGGUCGCGUGGGGCGACAACCCGGCAUUUGUCGAGUACAACAAGGCCGGGCAGCCGGUGCUGGACGUGCAGCGGGGUGUUGCCGGUGCUGCCGCCGGGCGCUUAGAGCGUGUGAGUCGGCAGCGGUGGCACGGGGCACCGUCCUGGCCGCCGAGCGUGGCCGUGGACGCGCCGUCCAAGAGCACUUCGGGCGCGACGGUAUACGUCUCCUGGAACGGCGCUACCGAAGUUGCGGCAUGGGCUAUUCUUGCCUCGGACACGGCCGACACCGUCAGCCACUACAAAAACGUGAUUGCGCACGCGAACCGCACCGGCUUCGAGACGCACAUUGCGCUCGACGACGCCGUCGCGCGCCGCUACAUUGGCGCCGCCGCCAUGUCCGCCGCCGGCGACGUCCUCGGCGCCUCGUUCGUCUACGACAUGCACACCGGCAAGGCCGUCAUGCAGGCGAGCGGCAUCACGACCAUUCGCCCGCCCGUCAAGGCCACGGCCGCCGCCGGCGCCAUGGGCGGCUCCAUCUUUGGCUUCUCCAUGCUGUUUUACAUUGGCAACUACUUUUGGCGGAAAAGAGGCGCCGCGCCGUCGGCCGAGGAGCAUCCGAGCUAUGAAAAGGUCGGCGGUGGCAGCGCUGUUUAA